UGUUGUUUGAGAUGUUGGCGGGAGAUGUGCACUAGAAUUUAGUGAGCCAAACAUUAGUAGCUUGUUAUGAGCUAAGUUAGUUAGCUAAAUAUCUUAAGAACUGGGCACAUAUUUUAUUUCAAAUGGACUGCUUCAAUAUCUAUGUGGUUUUUGGGGUAAAUGACCCACCCCAACGGCUGAUAAGAGCUAAGGGGCGUGACUGUUAUUCCAUCGCAGUGCCGCCUGCUGUCCAGCAGGUGGUAGUGUUCUCAAAUGGGAGAUGGGGGACACGUGCCGUCAUCAAGGUGGAAUUGACGGAAUCGGACAAGGCUCCCGUCACGCUGGGAAAUUUAACGCCAGACAGCAAGUGCAUUUCGUGGGAGUACUGGGAAGGAGAUGUUGGGAGCCGUGGUCUGACAUUAACAGCAUCGCUGGAGGGAGAGAGUUCGGUUGAAGAAGAGUUUGAUGACCCCCACUUUGUGCUAUCGAAGAAAGAAUGCACUCCAAAGUUCGGUGGGGUGGCUGCCUCGUUUCGGGAGGUGCCAGGGAAGCGGAAGAGGGGACAGGAGAAGGACCCGGAGUUGGGCGGCAGGGGGCAGGAGAACGUGUGCCCCAACUACUCCUCGCCAUCUCAGAAGGCGACCCCUCGCAGAACGGUCAGAGGCAAUGUCCGAGGCAGUCAGAAGGAGCUCUUCAGCCACAGCAAGGAGCAGGCUGACCCCGGCGUGCCUCAAAAUCACAAGGUCAAAGGCAAACAAGCCACGGCUUCCGCACAGACCGUCUCCAUGACCAACCCUUCAGGUCGCUGGGGUCAAACCCUCUGCCCUGUUGACCCCCAGACUGCCAUUCUGAUUGGUGGACAGGGUUCCAGGAUGCAGUUCUGUAAGGACCCUAUGUGGAAACUAUGCACUGAGGACCUGUCCUGGGUGCCUGCGGAAACGCUGGCUCAGGGUCCCACCCCGGAGGGCAGGAUAGGCCACACGGCCACCUUCGACCCCGAGUCCAGACGCAUCUUUGUCUUCGGCGGUUCCAAGAACAAGAAGUGGUUCAACGACGUCCACAUCCUGGACACGCAGAGCUGGCGCUGGACCAUGGUGGAGGCCCAGGGUAAAGUUCCCCCGCUGGCCUACCACAGUUGCAGCCUGUUCCGCGGGGAGCUGUUUGUCCUUGGAGGGGUGUUCCCGCGUCCUCACCCUGAGCCUGAUGGCUGCAGCGACUCCCUCUACAUUUUCAACCCUGACAUGGCCAUCUGGUACCAACCCAUCGUCAACGGAGACCGCCCUGCCCCUCGAUCUGGGCACUCGGCAUGUGUGCUUGAGGGGAAGAUCUUCAUGUUCGGGGGCUGGGACACGCCUGUGUGCUUCAAUGACAUGCAUGCGCUCGACCUGGGGCUGAUGGAGUUUUCACCUGUGAAGACCAGUGGAACCCCGCCUUCCCCUCGGAGCUGGCACGGCUGUGCUGUGCUCUCAGACUCCAAAUUCCUGGUCCAUGGAGGCUAUAAUGGGAACAACGCCUUGGCAGAUACUUUCAUCUUUGAUACAGCCUCCAGCAGUUGGACCACGGUGGUUAACCCACGCUUGUCCGCUGUGCCACGAGCAGGACACUCCAUCAUCACUAUGGCCAGUACUCACACAGAGUUUUCUCAGCACUCCAUGGAAGAUGGGGAGGAGAAAGUGUGUGUGGAGCCUUGUCCACAGACCCUGCUCAUUUUUGGGGGUGGUGAUAAUGAAGGUAGCUUCUUCUCAGAUCUGACAACCCUGCUGAUUGAUGAGGUACUGGAUUAAAUAUGUAUAUACAUGGGAGGGACAAAGGACCUUUUAUUUUUUGCAAAUUUGUAAAUGCAAUUUUAGAAUUCUUGUUUUUUUUUUUUUGGUUUUUAUGUAU
Conger conger (European conger) is the source of this 1863-nucleotide messenger RNA. RefSeq names its product kelch repeat-containing protein (gene krcp). The record is from RefSeq and is a predicted model, not a curated record. Bases 123 to 1763 code for a protein of 546 amino acids. Lineage: Eukaryota; Metazoa; Chordata; Actinopteri; Anguilliformes; Congridae. Gene Ontology annotation, molecular function: protein binding. The transcript is spliced from 13 exons.